AUGAAGUUCACCGCCGCCGCCACGCUGGCCGCGCUCGUGGGCGCCGCCUCGGCCGGCUCCAAGUCCGACGACAGGACGUUUGCCGUCCUCCGUUUCAACAACAAGGAACUCGUCAAGGCCCGUGUUGAUCCCAUCAUCAACCCUGGAAAGCCCGCAACCCACGUCCACGGCGUCAUGGGAGGCAGCAACUUUGGCAUGUCGGCCACGGGCGAGUCCCUGACGCAGUCCAAGUGCACCAACGCCAUGAUCAACGGCGACAACAGCGCCUACUGGUUCCCGUCCCUGUACUUCCAGGACCCCAAGACCAAGCAGUUCGAGUCGGUCGAGGUCUUUUACGUCAACGUCUACUACUUCUUCGACGGCACCGACGACGAGAUCAAGGCCUUCCCCCCCGGUCUGCAGAUCUUCAGCGGCAACGCCUCCGCCCGCACGCCGCCCUCCACCGGAGGAAAGCAGAACCUCGACCCCGAGGACGGCCCCAUCCAGCCCGUCCAGUGGACCUGCCCCAGGUCGAGCUACAACCCGCCCUCGUACCCCGCCAACUCGGACGGCAUGACCGCCGGCAUCGUCGACCCCAACAACCAGGGCUCCGGCGUCGGCUUCCCCGACCAGAACUGCGACGGCUUCGGCUCCCCGCUGCGCGCCGACAUCCACAUGCCCUCGUGCUACAACCCCAAGGCCGCCCUCGACGACUACAAGAGCAUGGCCUGGCCCUCGAGAAAGGGCGCCUCCAGCGGCGGCCGCAAGAACUGCCCCGAGGGAUGGAUCCACGUCCCCCACAUGUUCUUCGAGGUCUACUUCGACACCCCCAAGUUCGCCGGCCGCUGGACCCCCGGCCAGGGCGCCCAGCCCUUUGUCCUCUCCAACGGCGACGCCUCGGGCUACAGCCUGCACGCCGACUUCAUCGCCGCCUGGGACCAGGACGUCCUCCAGCAGAUCAUCGACAACUGCAACGCCGGCUCCUCGGGCAUGGACAAGUGCCCCGGCCUGCUGAAGGGCCUCAACACCAACAAGGACUGCAAGAUCGACUCGCCCCUCCAAGAGGUCACCGACGGCAUCCUCGACAAGCUUCCCGGCGACAACCCCCUCGGCGGCUUCUCCUUCGGCCCCAUCCUCGGCGGCGGCGGCGGCGGCAGCGACAGCGACAGCGGCGUUGUUGUCAAGCCCUCCGGCGGCGCAUCCUCGGCCUCCUCCGCCAAGCCGUCCCCUACCACCGAGCCUGCUUACAGCCCCAUUCGCCAGCUUGACGAGGCCCCCAAGACCUCCGCCGCCGCCGCUUCGUCCCAGCUGCCCAUCCAGCAGGCGCCCGAGAAGGAGAACACUCAGCCGGCCGAGGAGGAGACGACCGCGCCCCCCGCCGCCGUGCCCACCCCCAGCCUGGGCGGCUCCCAACCCUCCAAGGCGACGUCGUCCUGUCUCCGCAAGACCAAGACCGUCUGGGAGACCGUCACCGUCACCGUGGCCGCCGAAGAGUCCGCCCCCGCCAAGGCCGACGACUACAGCAAGGCCCGCCGCCACGUCCACGACCACAUGAAGCGCCACCGCAGCCACCGCGACUAA
Messenger RNA from Colletotrichum higginsianum IMI 349063, 1560 nucleotides. Its product is annotated as Wsc domain-containing protein. Lineage: Eukaryota; Fungi; Ascomycota; Sordariomycetes; Glomerellales; Glomerellaceae. The record is from RefSeq and is a predicted model, not a curated record. The coding region runs from base 1 to 1560 and encodes 519 amino acids. The transcript has 2 exons.